AUGGGUACAUCAAAGAUAGCUGAAGCGCAACAUGGCUUGUUGCGUGCGAUAUCCAUUCUUACGGGUAUCGUCCCCCGAGAUUGGUCAGGAUGGUCGAGGUUCAGCGAAAUUUUCUUCCCGCCAAAUGAUGCUGACGCCAAACGUCGCCGCGACAUAAAUAUCCCCAAGUUCACCAAGGAGGAACUUGAGGACGAAUUCUUUCUUGGGGAUACAAACCUGGCGAGCCACUUUGUGGCUCAUAGGUGGAUUUACUUUCCAAUAGUUUUGAACGAGACCAAGCAAGACUCUUACGAAAAGAACCACCGGUUACCACUGCUUCUACCACUGUUUCAGGAGGACCAUGUGCGUCGACAGGGUGGCUACGGAGUAGUGACUAAGGAGAUCAUACCUCCGCACCAUAUCAUCCUGGGCGUUAUGAGCGAUCACCUCGGUAUACCAGGGCCAGAGGCGCCUUAUCGAUUCGAACUCACAGUUGGCCGAAAGCGCUUGCCGAGGGCAGAUUCCGCAAAUGAAGUGAAACAAUUGAAACUCCUUCGAUCAAGCCUGUCCAGCCACAAGCGAAUCGUUUCUGAUCUUGCGAUAUUCACCGUUGGAAAUGAGUUGAACAUCAUUAUGCCCUGGGCGGACAUGGACUUGGAAGAUUUCUUGGCCGGAGGUUACGAACAGAUGCAACCUACCCCGUGUCUCCUAACUGAACUAAUCCAGGAGUCCAAAAAUGUUGCAUCUGCCAUUCAUUUCCUUCACAAAAAUCUUCAACUCGAAGUACUCGAAGUUGAACGGCCCGAUUUUCGCCACCAAGCAAUCUGCCACGCGGACCUCAAGCCCCGAAAUAUUUUGGUAUUCAAGCACGAGGGCUCUUCUACAGGAAUUUGGCGAAUCACUGACUUCGGUGUCUCACGAGUAGCAAAUCGCGCUCCAUCGGAAACUAGCAGGUAUGGCUCAGGAUACCCCACUAGUCUCGAUGCGCGUCCUCCAAGAGGGGGCGCAUACCGGGCACCAGACACCCAUGCUCAACGAAGGAGCGACGUCUGGUCGUUCGGGUGCAUACUAGUGCGCGUUUUCGCCUUGGGGCUUGAGCCUGCCAGCCUACCAGAACUUGAUGAAAGGCGAAAGGAAGGACCCGGCGGACGCGCCCUCGACGAUUGUUUCUAUCGAGAAAAUCCUUCUGCUCUUAACCCGAGUGUCGAAAAUUGGAUUCAGCAUUUGCCAACCCGAUAUCGCGAUUCCCACAGCCCUGCUUUCCUCGAGAAAAUGCAGAAGCUUCUUGGCUCAAUGCUUGAGAUAAAUUACCGCAACCGUUUAUCGGCACGUAAAGUUCGACGCGAUUUACAUGCACUUCAUUACUCUCUCAUACACUCAGACUCCGAUGCACCACCGUCUACUCAGAUUGCUCUGCGAAACUUACUAAGCGGGUCGUCAAGGACGUCAAGUACGUCAAGCACGUCUUCAAGCAGUACUGCUAUUAGCAAUAUCGGCACAGUUUACCCACCUCGACCAGUAAAAGAAGUAGGUGUUCUUGUCGCUGUCAUGAAGGAUGGGGGGAACAUCAACCUUGUCCGUCAAAUUCUGCGAGACCAGGUUGACGUGGAAAAAGUGCCACGAGGGUGA
Penicillium samsonianum is the source of this 1608-nucleotide messenger RNA. RefSeq lists its product as uncharacterized. The transcript is spliced from 2 exons. The record is from RefSeq and is a predicted model, not a curated record. Gene Ontology annotation, biological process: peptidyl-threonine phosphorylation; peptidyl-serine phosphorylation. Bases 1 to 1608 code for a protein of 535 amino acids. Lineage: Eukaryota; Fungi; Ascomycota; Eurotiomycetes; Eurotiales; Aspergillaceae. Gene Ontology annotation, molecular function: protein serine/threonine kinase activity; ATP binding.